Messenger RNA from Perkinsus marinus ATCC 50983, 768 nucleotides. RefSeq lists its product as hypothetical. NCBI's taxonomy places the organism in Eukaryota, Perkinsozoa, Perkinsida, Perkinsidae. The record is from RefSeq and is a predicted model, not a curated record. The transcript is spliced from 2 exons. Bases 1 to 768 code for a protein of 255 amino acids.
AUGUCUGGAGGUAAAGACCGUGAGAAAUUCAAGGUCUUCAUGAAAGCUAUGGCGGAUGUGGCCGAACGUGCGUUCGGUAUAGAAUCGAGUAGCGGCACUCGUGCUAACUUGGCUUUGGAGGCUAGUUCCUUGGCUACUUCUUUGUUAAACACGGAGGCGGAGGUUACGGACGCUGAUGAUCCUCAGCACCGUCAAAUUCAGAAGAAAGGACGUACUGCUGCGGUGAAGUAUCGGGUUGUUGAGGUUCUUCAAUGUGAUGAGUUGUCGGAUGCUGAGGUCAGACUUAAUGAAAUCGUUGGCUCUAAGAUGUGUAAGCGUAACUCGUAUGUAAGGAAGAAGACGGUCGAUGUCACUCGAGACUAUCGCUGUGCCUUCAAGGAACGUAGAGGAUACGCUUCGUGUAGUUAUACCGCCCAGAUAUCCUGGUCAUCUCGUGGUAUCUACAAGAUCCUACUCCCAUACUCAGAACACGAGGAACACACGAGACUUGAGACUGCAACCGGCAAUCAGCCCUUCUCACGGAGACCUAUACCCCUUAGUCAAGAAUGCAAGAGAAUAAUCGAUGAUCAUGUCCUUGAUGGUACUCCAGCUUGCCGCACUGAGAGAAAGCUGAUCAAACUGAAGCUCAUCAAGAAGCUUACACCGGCUGUGAAACAACAAAUAUUUAGAAGACGAUACACAGUUAAAAAAGCUAUGCGGGGCGAAGAUCGCGUACAGUCUGGCGACACUCUAUUGGAAAUUGAGGAGUUCUGCUCAUGGCCCAACUAG